AUGACCGAUAAACUCAAGUCGAAGAUAGCGUCCCGAUUCCUCCCCAAAUCCACCUACACCGCCCCUGCAGCCACAGCGGCCAAUCUGUCGGGCACCACCAACAUGAAGACUCGGCCGUCAAGCUCAAUGCCCACGCCCACGCCGCGUGACUCGAAUGGUGCUCUGAGCACUCUCCGCGGCCAACCCAUCAUUAUGCACGAGGGCAGCAGGCGAAAUGCGCAGACGUUGGAGAGUGAAAAGGCUAGGGAUGAGUUGUUGAAGCAUGGGAUCACAGUCCGAGAUUUCCAGGUCGAAGCAGAUGCCAGGAAAUACGGCGACAUUGCCAGCCUGGGGAUGGCAGCACGGCAACAGGACUGGCAGGCUUUCGAGAGGUCAGGAGGAUCGGUCGAUCGGUCGAAUUGA
Exophiala aquamarina CBS 119918 is the source of this 402-nucleotide messenger RNA. RefSeq lists its product as uncharacterized. The record is from RefSeq and is a predicted model, not a curated record. The coding region runs from base 1 to 402 and encodes 133 amino acids. NCBI's taxonomy places the organism in Eukaryota, Fungi, Ascomycota, Eurotiomycetes, Chaetothyriales, Herpotrichiellaceae. The transcript has a single exon.